Purpureocillium lilacinum is the source of this 1830-nucleotide messenger RNA. RefSeq lists its product as uncharacterized. Gene Ontology annotation, molecular function: zinc ion binding; DNA-binding transcription factor activity, RNA polymerase II-specific. NCBI's taxonomy places the organism in Eukaryota, Fungi, Ascomycota, Sordariomycetes, Hypocreales, Ophiocordycipitaceae. The record is from RefSeq and is a predicted model, not a curated record. Gene Ontology annotation, biological process: regulation of DNA-templated transcription.
AUGUCGCUCUUUCGGCAGCUCAUGUCCAACAGCAAGACCCGGUCCUCGGGCGGCUGCUGGACAUGCAGGGUGAGGAGGAAGAAAUGCACAGAGAACAAGCCCGAGUGCGACACGUGCAAGGCCCUCGAGAUCACCUGCUACUUCCAGGACGAGAAGCCGGAAUGGAUGGACGGCGGGCCCAAGCAAAAGGACAUGGCAGAGGCCAUCAAGGCCCAGGUCAAGAAGCAGGCCAGCCAGCGCCGCGACCGCAAGUAUCUCGAGAUGCUCGAGGCCGGCACCCAGUCUGUCUCACUCAGCGAUGACACUCUGACACCUUCAACCGUUCGCAAGGAUCGCCACGACGGCAUGUCGGGGACGUCAGACACGGAUCCGUCCCCGCGGAGCAAUGAGAUGGACUCCACGCCCGCCUCCAGCAACACCAACGGCACCUCGCCGCCCGAGGCACCCUGGCACAGCCAGCUCUUUGUGCGCGAAGAGGACCCGGCUUCGGCACCGGACGUCGACAUUCACUUCCUCAUGAUCUACCUCGACUACGUCUUCCCCUACCUCUUUCCGCACUACCGGCCGCCCGUCCUCGCCGGCGGCCGCGGCUGGAUCCUGGACGUGCUGCAGAGCAACAAGUCCGUCUACCACACAGCCAUUUCUCUCGCCAGCUCUUUCUUCGCCGUCGUGCUGGCCAAUGGCGAGGAGGAGCACGAGGAGUGCACGCUGCGCAUGGUGCACAAGCUCGAAAGCCAGCUAGAGCUGGGCCUCGCCGAGCUGCGCAAGGAGAUGCGCCUCUUGACAAGCGGCAAGUCGGGAUUUAACAACGAAAAGGCCCUCAUUGUCAUGCAGAGCAUCAUCCAGAUGCUGUUUUUCGAGGUCUCUACGUCGAACAAGGACAACUGGAAGGUGCAUCUAGAUGCUGCCGUCUUUCUCUUUCAUCAGAUCCUCCCAAACCCGGAGCAGUGGUCCGAGACGCUGAACAACUUAUACACGCCAAAGUGGCCACCACCCGCCAUGGGCCUUCGGCGGCCUUGGAGCACAAACCAGGCAGCCUUGCGCUUCUUCACCGCGACGCUCGUGUACAUUGACGUCCUCGCGAGCGUCACGCUCGGCAAUGCGCCCCGACUGCACCAGUACCAAGCGAGCGUCAUCCCCGGCUGCCCAUCCGAGGACCGCACGCCCGAUCCCGUGCCGGUGGGGCCUCUCAUGUUGGAGGAGUUCUUUGGCCUACCCAACUGGGUCGUCCAGGUCCUGGGCGACGUCGCCGCCCUCGAGUCGUGGAAGCGAGUACAAAAACAGACCGGCUCACUGUCUGUCAGCGAGCUGGUCUCUCGCGGCCAGGUGCUGGCCGAUGCCAUCAAGGGCGGCCUCCAGAUCCUCGAAGCCGGCUACGAGACGCGGCCACAUACACAAGAGAUUACGUUCCAACUGCUGGUCUCAGACCCCGUUGGUGGGGAAGAGGUUCGGCGGCCGUCGUUCCAAGUGAUAUGGCUGCUCGCGACCCUGAGCUACCUCAAUGUCGUCGUCAACGGCUGGCAGCCGUCGAGCCCGGACGUCCGGUGGCCCGUGUCCAGGGCCACGGAGCUGCUGUCCAACGUGCCCAGGGGCUCGUGCCUGCGGGCCCUGGCGUGGCCUAUGUGCGUCUGCGGAUGCUUGUCACCAGAGGAAGACGAGCCGGCAUACCGCGCAAUGGGUGAGCGGCUCGGGCCCCUGAAGAUCUUUGGGACGGUCAAGGAGGCUCUGGAAAUUAUGGAAAAGGUGUGGUCGAUGCGCGGCCAGCUCGACGAGUCGUGGGAUGUGUCCAAGUGUCUCAACAUUCUGGGACAUGGCGUUUUGCUUAUUUGA